AUGCCUUCUUCUUCCUGGCUCAAGCUUUUGGCAGGCGCCAUAGUCCUGAUCCAGACACAGGCUAGCUCGCACUCGCUGCAGUAUUUCUUCACCGCUGUGUCCCGGCCCGGCCUCCGGGAGCCCCGGUUCAUCGCCAUCGGCUACGUGGACGACACGGAGUUCGUGCGCUACGACAGCGACUCGGAGACUCCAAGGAUGGAGCCGCGGGCGCCGUGGAUGGCUCAGGAGGGGUCGGAGUAUUGGGAGGAGGAGACACGGAAAGCCAGAAACACAAGGAAGAACUUCAAAUUGAAUCUCCAGACCCUGCUUAGCUACUACAAUCAGAGUGACGACGAACCUCACACUCUGCAGUGGAUGUAUGGCUGUAACAUGAGUCCAGAUGGACGCCUGCUCAGCGGGUACUGUCAGGAGGCCUACGAUGGCCGGGAUUAUAUCUCCCUCAACGAAGACCUGCGCUCCUGGACCGCAACUGACGCGGCCUCUCAGAUCUCUAAACUCAAGUCAGAGAACGUGAACGAGGCCGACUACCAGAGAGCAUACCUGCAGGGCCCCUGCAUAGACUGGCUCCAAAUAUACCUGCAGCUGGGGAACGCGACCCUGCUGCGCUCAGACCCCCCAAAGGCACACGUGACCCAUCAUCCUGGACCUAAAGGUGAUGUUACCCUGAGGUGCUGGGCCAUGGGCUUCUACCCUGCUGACUUCACCCUAACCUGGCAGAGGGAGGAGGAGGAACAGACUCAGGACUUGGAGCUGGUAGAGACCAGACCUUCUGGGGAUGGAACCUUCCAGAAGUGGGCAUCUCUGGUGGUGCCUUCUGGGGAGGAGCACAAAUACACAUGCCAUGUGUACCAUGAGGGGCUGCCUGAGCCCCUGACCCUGAGAUGGGAUAAGGAAGGAGUGGCCUCCUCAGUCCACGGUCCCCAUCAUGGCAGUCAUUGCUGGUCUGGUUCUCCUUGGAGCUGUGAUCAUUGUCACUGUGGUGGCUGUUGUGAGGAAGAGGAGGAGAAACCCAGGUGGAAAAUGAGGGGACUAUGCUCAUGUUUUAGGCAGCAACAGUGCCCAGAGCUCUGUCUUGUCUCUGGAGGCUUGAAAAGGUGACACCUUGGGGACCUG
Microtus ochrogaster (prairie vole) is the source of this 1113-nucleotide messenger RNA. Its product is annotated as H-2 class I histocompatibility antigen, Q10 alpha chain-like. Gene Ontology annotation, cellular component: external side of plasma membrane. The transcript is spliced from 7 exons. Gene Ontology annotation, biological process: antigen processing and presentation of endogenous peptide antigen via MHC class Ib; antigen processing and presentation of endogenous peptide antigen via MHC class I via ER pathway, TAP-independent; positive regulation of T cell mediated cytotoxicity. The record is from RefSeq and is a predicted model, not a curated record. NCBI's taxonomy places the organism in Eukaryota, Metazoa, Chordata, Mammalia, Rodentia, Cricetidae. Gene Ontology annotation, molecular function: signaling receptor binding; peptide antigen binding. The coding region runs from base 1 to 1098 and encodes 365 amino acids.